Messenger RNA from Xylaria bambusicola, 1825 nucleotides. RefSeq lists its product as uncharacterized. The transcript is spliced from 2 exons. The record is from RefSeq and is a predicted model, not a curated record. The coding region runs from base 491 to 1402 and encodes 303 amino acids. NCBI's taxonomy places the organism in Eukaryota, Fungi, Ascomycota, Sordariomycetes, Xylariales, Xylariaceae.
AUUCGUGUUCGUUGGGGGCUGAGGUCAUUUGUAGACCCCUACAAGCUGUUGGCCGCAAGCGCACACCAUCAGACCACAACCCCAGGAUUGGCUGCGUCCCAAUUAGGCUAUCGACCACCCUGUCUGAAUUCAUGUCGCAAUAAGAUCUGGGAGUUUUGGUGAAGCAACAUGCCCUCGUACCUGACUGGAUACACCACUCUCUGAGGCCAGCCUCGUGUAUCGGCAUUGUAACAACACGACGGAUGACAGCUAGGAAUUGAAUCCGUUAUCAAUGCAGUGUGAGAUGAGGACUAGGCCGAAGUAUGAGUCCAAUGAUACCACGGUGGCACCGUGUUGGUGAAAAUAGAUGUAAUCGAGAUAACAUGGGGAGAAUCGAACCCCCCGGAAUCUGGUCAUGGGAGAAACGCAACUUAUUCUACUUUCAGAUUUGAGCCGAGUUUCUUUCACAACAACAACAACUUGCAAAGAGUGAUUAACAACUACAUCGGCAAUGAAUAUGAUUAUUCUCGCGUUCUUGGCUGCUGCAUGCCUAGUCCUUAGUCAAGACAACAGACCUCCAGACCCAAACAAUCAUUUUAUCUAUCCUCCACUACCAGGCCCCCAAUUCAGCAAUGAUAACACUGUCUUCAGCUCGAACAUCGCCUUCAUAGUGGGCCAACCGCAAAGCCAACCGUGGAAAUGGGUGUCUAAUAUGAGCAGUAUGAUGAUCAUCCUGCAGCAGGAAGGGAAUCCAGAAUCCGUCCAGCAAUAUCAACUUACUGACUGCCAGCCCGGUGACAAUGAUUUCAUAUACUGGGAUGGAAAUAUUGGUGAUAUCGACUUGAAGAACGGGACCCAGGCGUUUCUCGAAGCUUUCAACUGCUCCGAUCCAGGCAGUACGCCAGUGUUCUUCUCGCACUACAUCAACCUAACCGACCAUUCCGCAUCAGAAAGCACCUCCAUUACGACAUCCUCUACCCUAACUCGUACUGUAAGCUCGAUUCAGUCCAUGGUGAUCAGCACGAGUGCCCCGGCUGUGGCUUCCCCAACGUUAACUUCCCUCUCCUCUCCUUCCACCCCCCCUUCUACCUCCUCCUCCUCCAAUGCCGCAGCUAUAGGUGGCGGUAUUGGUGGAGGCAUCGGCGGCGCUAUCGUGAUAGCUGCCAUCAUAUUCGCCCUCAUAAAAAUGCAAAAAGGGAAAAGCCAAACGGAUCAGACACAGAGGGUGAUCGUUCCCACCCGAUGGGCCCCUCAUAGCGAGUACUACAAGCCCAACUACCCAUCGUCAGGGCAGACAAUGUCAUACACGCCGCCAUUACUGAAUUCGGAUAUAGGUUCAACUUAUGAGCCGGAGCGGGCUCACAGCACAGGAUAUGUCACUGGAGUCAGCGAAUUGCCGUCUGAUACAGCGAGAGGAAGCUAGGUGCUUAAGGAGUAAAUGCUGGUAUUGUAUAACAACGAAAUCACCGACCAUGUAUUGUAAUCUCAUUAGGGGGCUUGACGUUUGGUGUUUGAUGCUUGACAUUUAUAUCUUUCAUGUUAGCUGCUGGGUGGCUUUUUACUCAUUCAUGUAUGCCGGAUUUUUGGAUAUCCUGAUACCUUCCCAGAAGUAUGUCAUGUUUUUUUAUAACUGAAGCAUUUAGUUUGCGAGCAGACAUCGAAUUAAGAGAUAUUUCAUGUUUAUCGGGGGCAUAACGGUUGGAGAGUACGAUGAAGAUGCAAUACAUAGGCACAUUUUAUGCCUAGUGAUCGAGGAGCUUCCAGAGAAGUCAAGCUGUAAUUACUAAACAUUGCGAUCCAUCAUCAAGCAACUAUUUUCGAGUUCGUUGCACGCAUUGAUAGAGAC